AAAGCAAGACGGAAGUGACAUCAGACGGAACGCAGAGUCGCGGUUGCCACACUAGUGUGUUGUCUCCCGUUUAUUUUUAUUGCAGAAAUGCCGGAGUUAGCGGUGGAAAACGUGGUCGUUCAUCCCCUGGUGUUACUCAGCGUCGUUGACCACUUUAACAGGAUAGGAAAAGUCGGUAAUCAAAAACGAGUGGUCGGUGUUUUGUUGGGAUCGUGGCAUAAGAAAGUUCUCGAUGUUUCGAACAGUUUCGCAGUGCCAUUUGAUGAGGAUGACAGAGAUGAUUCAGUGUGGUUCCUGGACCAUGACUACUUGGAGAACAUGUAUGGCAUGUUCAAAAAAGUAAAUGCCAGGGAAAGGAUAGUAGGAUGGUACCACACAGGACCCAAGCUACACAAGAAUGACAUUGCCAUCAAUGAGCUCAUCAAGCAGUACUGUACCAAUUCAGUCUUAGUAAUUAUAGAUGUGAAGCCUAAAGAUCUCGGUCUACCCACAGAGGCUUACAUUUCUGUGGAGGAAAUACAUGAUGAUGGCACUCCAACGUCCAAGACAUUUGAACAUGUCACCAGCGAGAUAGGAGCUGAAGAAGCUGAGGAAGUGGGUGUGGAACACCUGCUAAGGGAUAUCAAAGAUACAACAGUUGGUACGUUGUCUCAGCGCAUCACAAACCAGGUUCACGGCCUUAAAGGACUCAACUCAAAGCUGCUGGAUAUUCGCUCGUACCUCGAACGAGUAGCAGCAGGGAAACUUCCAAUCAACCACCAGAUCAUUUACCAGCUGCAGGACGUCUUCAACCUCUUGCCAGAUGUAAAUUUGCUGGAGUUUACAAAAGCCUUUUACCUGAAGACCAAUGACCAGAUGUUAGUGGUCUACCUGGCCUCCCUCAUUCGCUCUGUGGUUGCCCUGCACAAUCUGAUCAACAACAAGAUCUCAAACCGAGACGCGGAGAAAAAAGAGGGGCAAGAAAAAGAGGACGGCAAGAAAGAGAAAAAGGACGACAAAGAGAAAAAGGAUGAGAAGGACAAAGACAAAGAGAAGGAGUCAGGAGAUAGUGCCAAGAAAGACGAGAAGAAGAAGAAAUAAGUCUCUCCCCUGAGGUCGUCUCCAUUCAUGCUAUUUCGUCAGGCCGGUGUUCUACUUUGUGCCAUCGACCACGGUUGUCAAUCUAGGUCUCCGGCUAAAAGUAGUCCCUCCGAUGAUUAAUGGUCAUUGGAGAUUUGGCCACAGGUGGCACUGAAAAAGACUGUUAAUAUCAAACAGAUGUUGAUGCUUCUCUCUUUGGCUUUUUCAAUUAUGAAAACAUGUUCAUUUUGUUUUUGUAGUUUUGCUGGCAUUUCUUUUCUGUAAGAUGGAGAUACGUUUGUUUCUAUAUUAUUCAUUAAAUUGAUACAAUAUUA
Molecule: messenger RNA, 1394 nt
Organism: Cynoglossus semilaevis (tongue sole)
Lineage: Eukaryota; Metazoa; Chordata; Actinopteri; Pleuronectiformes; Cynoglossidae
Gene: psmd7
Product: proteasome 26S subunit, non-ATPase 7
Exons: 8
Coding region: 88-1080 (330 amino acids)
Biological process (GO): proteasome-mediated ubiquitin-dependent protein catabolic process
Cellular component (GO): proteasome complex; proteasome regulatory particle
Molecular function (GO): metallopeptidase activity; protein binding
Source: RefSeq, a predicted model, not a curated record